UGAACACUAAGCAGGAUUGCAUUUAAAAAAGUGAAAUGGAUUUCCGGCUGUCAUAUCUAAAGGUAACGGAAGAUUAAGAUGACCCCUCGUGCAAGUUAAACUUACAUUAAAAUUGAAUUUCCAAGUUUAAAGAUGUUACAAAAACGGUAAUAAAUGAAGUAAACUGAGCGAACGUGGACUUAACACUUCGGAUUACAUUAUUCCAUAAUAUGCUAAACAAAACAUGGCCACUCCAUUGUAUGAUCCUAAACUAUCAGGAGCCAAAUUCAAGAAUUGGAUUAAGGCUGGAUUAGGUGUAUUAUUUACCAAAGCAGGUAUUGAGCCUUUUGUUCAUGAUGAAAUAGAACAGUUCCAGCAGAAAUGUUUGAGUGACAUUUGCAACAACAAUGGACUACCUGCUGGUACCACGUGUUCUAGUUGUUGCACAGAAAAUGUUGUUGUUUGCCCCACGAAUAGGAUUUGUAAUGCAACACGUGGAAUGUGUAACUUCCAUAGAAAUUCUGCCACGCAAUAUCUUCCGCUUGGCUGCCCUAACAAGAUAUGUCAUAAUUUCAAAAAAGAAAUCCAGAAUGCUCACCGUUUCUACGGUCCAUCCUAUAAAAACACUGAUGCCAGCCAGUGGUGCAGCAAUCCGUGGGAAGUUGCUAAAUGCUUCAUGCCACCAGACGGAUACAAGGAUGCGACGAAUGCUGCAGAGACGGAUUUCAAUGGAAUCAUCAGUGUUAUCCUGAACUAUGAAGCAUUUCAAACGAAAAUUCACGACGACCUUUCCAAACCGUACAACAUCUUUGAACAGGGUAGAGAGGUAGGCAAAGCAGUUCGACAUUGCCCACAAUUAGAGAUGGAACAUACAGAUCUGCAACACUCUUUUAGUGUCUUGCAGAAUUUGCUGUCAGAUCCUGUAUAUUUGUCUGCUAAUACCGAUGCACAGAAUGCUAAAACGAAACUAUUACAGGUUGGUGUUAUUGUAGUUGUUUUGAUUCUGAAGAAUCUUUCAAAACUAUAA
This is a messenger RNA of Mercenaria mercenaria, 1006 nucleotides long. RefSeq lists its product as uncharacterized. Lineage: Eukaryota; Metazoa; Mollusca; Bivalvia; Venerida; Veneridae. The record is from RefSeq and is a predicted model, not a curated record. The transcript is spliced from 2 exons. Bases 224 to 1006 code for a protein of 260 amino acids.